AUGAACCACGAUGCCAUGUCAUUCUUCCAAAACAUCUCGGCCAGGCUCAGCACUGUGAGAAACUGCACGAAGAAACCUCACUGUAGGCGAGAGGAGGAGGCUCAGCCACAGCAGCCAAUUGCAUUACCCAAACAAUCUUCAACCCCACCUCCGUUAAUUUCCUCCGUAGCACCGCCGACACAAAGCGUUGUGAACGAGAAAGCGGCUUCCACGCCUGUUGUUUUGCCGUCGAGGGUGCAACCCACCGUUUCGGCCCGGUGGUCAGGCCCUGAGGCUGAAGUGCCAGAGAGCGCUGCCCGUCCGCGCCGCAACCGCACACCAUGUCCGCCUGUUAAGCAUAGAGGGGAAAAGAGUGAGGAGGAACUCCGACAAGUUAGCAGCAUCAUUAUGACGCAGGCGCAGGAACCGGCGUCCAAAAGCGUUAGAACAGGUGCGGCGGCCUCCUUAGUGGAAGCGUAUAGGUGUGUCAAUAGCAUUCGGGAUACGGGUGAGCCUCCCGGGGAAAGAACGGAUGACGUCACCAACAUCAACGGUAGUGGUGACAAUGACGAUGGUGGUAACACCAAACAGGCUAGGGCAAAACUUUAUGAAAAUGCCGUUUCAGAACAGGUGCGGCGGAUACAAAAGAUGCCAAAGAACACUUCACCUGUGAAUGCGAAGAAUCAUGCAUCCCUCCUUCCACGACAGCUUCCGCGUUUUCGUGACAAGAUCACACUUAUAUUAGAUCUUGAUGAGACGCUUGUACACAGCUCACUCACAAGUCAGUCGCGACAUCACGAUCUAGUGCUGGACGUACGAAUGGAGAACACAUCCACCACCGUUUAUGUUGCUUUUCGUCCCUUUAUGCGUGAAUUCUUGCAGGCCGUGGCACCUCUCUUUGAGGUCAUUAUAUUCACCGCCUCCGUCUCGGUUUAUUGCAACCAACUGAUGGAUGCAAUUGAUACUGACAAUAUACUCGGUUCCCUCCGACUUUACCGAGAGCACUGCAGUAUUCUCAAUGGCGCUUACGUGAAGGACCUCUCAUUGCUUGGUCGGGACCUGGAUCGUGUCGCUAUCAUUGACAAUAGCCCUGUGGCGUACUUAUUUCAGCAGCGUAAUGCAAUUCCAAUUCCGUCUUGGUUUGACGACCCUGGCGACAAUGAAUUGCAGCAGCUGAUUCCCAUGUUGGAGAUUCUCGCCGCGGAAUCUGAGGUUUACACUGUAUUAGACCAAUACAAUGCGGUGCUUCACUUACAGCAGGAACAAGCGAGACAAAACUCUCCGCAUUACUGA
This is a messenger RNA of Trypanosoma brucei brucei TREU927, 1272 nucleotides long. RefSeq lists its product as hypothetical. Lineage: Eukaryota; Euglenozoa; Kinetoplastea; Trypanosomatida; Trypanosomatidae. The transcript has a single exon. The coding region runs from base 1 to 1272 and encodes 423 amino acids. The record is from RefSeq and is a predicted model, not a curated record. Gene Ontology annotation, molecular function: phosphoprotein phosphatase activity.